Scaptodrosophila lebanonensis is the source of this 2585-nucleotide messenger RNA. RefSeq names its product G2/mitotic-specific cyclin-A. Lineage: Eukaryota; Metazoa; Arthropoda; Insecta; Diptera; Drosophilidae. The transcript has 7 exons. The record is from RefSeq and is a predicted model, not a curated record. Gene Ontology annotation, molecular function: cyclin-dependent protein serine/threonine kinase regulator activity. The coding region runs from base 570 to 2093 and encodes 507 amino acids. Gene Ontology annotation, cellular component: cytoplasm; nucleus; cyclin A2-CDK2 complex. Gene Ontology annotation, biological process: mitotic cell cycle phase transition; regulation of cyclin-dependent protein serine/threonine kinase activity.
CAGCUCAAAACGAAUUCGUGCGAACGCAAGCGGAAGGAGGCGUCGCUCGUUUGUGUGCAAAUAAAUCAAAUUAUAUUUAGCCAAAGAAAUGAAAAUGUAAAAUUGAAUGUCAAACGAAUAAUGUUAAACUGUUGUGCGCGUCGUCAGUGUUCAAUGUAAUAUAUAAAUCCAUUUUAUUUGCUACAAUUAUUUUAUAAAGCGAAAUUUGCGUUUAUUUUAAUGCCCUCGCAUCUGUUCAUUUGCACUGUAUGUGUGUUUGUGUGAGCGCGUAGCAUAAAAAGCAUAAGAAACAAAUAUCAGCGCAAGACGAAGCAACGCUCAACAAACAUCGGUUCGUUCAUCAUAACACACUCACACAACCAUAUGAACGCCGUACAUGCACGCACACAUACACAGUAAAGUAACGCGCCGCACAAGCGUCCAAAAAGUAAAAAAGUACGGAAUAAAGAGAAACGCAGAUAAAGCCACCAUUUUACAACGGCGAAGAGAGCAGAAAGUGAAACAAUAAAAAAAAUCAGCUCCUUUGGAUACAUUCUGUUGCCUUCAAUUUUCUUCAACAAAGCACAAAUAUGGCUACUUUCCAAAUACAUCGUGACAUCAACGACAAGGAGAAUCCCGAAGUGCCAGCAGCCUUGCGGGAGAAAGGCUGCGGUAAACAGCCACUAGCCGUUAUCGGUGGCAAGGAAAAGGCUCAGCCAUUGGCACCGCGCGCCAAUUUUGCCGUUCUAAAUGCCAACAAUGGCAACGUGCCGCGAGCUGCGCCUCUGCCUGCCGGAAAAGCGGUCUUCCAGAAAACAGCAACAACUUCAGUCGAUACUGAGAAUGCUGUCUAUGGUGGCGCCAAGAAAUCCAAUGUUGUGCCCGUCGUGGAGCAAUUUAAGACAUUUUCCGUAUAUGAGGACAACAAUGAUACGCAACAGCAAGUUGUUAAGGCGGAGGCGAAUGCCAAUGACAAGGAGAAUGUUUAUGGCGUUAACCAAAAUGAUGAAUCGCAUGUCUACGAUCUGGACAUAACACCCAUGUCCGUCACCGAUGUGUUGUCACCCAUGUCUGUGGACCGUUCGAUGGUCAGCGAUGGUAGUGCCCAGCUAAUUGACGACAGCGCUGUUGAUACAACAGCUGAUAGCAAGGAUGGAGCUGCCAAUGGGUUUAGCAAUGAGCUGCUGCGCAAAGAGAUGCCGCCGCGCAACGAUCGCCAGCGUUUCUACGAGGUGGUCCAGUAUCAGUUGGACAUAUUAAAGAACUUCCGCGAGGCUGAGAAGAAACAUCGCCCGAAGCCGCAGUAUAUGCGCCGCCAAAACGACAUCAAUCAUUCGAUGCGCACUAUACUGGUCGAUUGGCUGGUUGAGGUGUCCGAGGAAUACAAUCUGGACACGGAGACAUUGUACUUGUCUGUGGUGUUUAUCGAUCGCUUCCUCAGUCAGAUGUCAGUGGUGCGCUCAAAGCUGCAGUUGGUGGGAACUGCGGCCAUGUAUAUUGCUUCAAAAUACGAAGAAAUCUAUCCACCAGAUGUGGGUGAGUUCGUCUUCAUUACCGACGACACCUACAACAAGAGCCAAGUGCUACGCAUGGAGCAGAUUAUAUUAAAAAUCUUGUCAUUUGAUUUGUGCACACCGACACCAUAUGUUUUUGUUAAUACCUAUGCGGUGCUAACCGACAUACCAGAGAGAUUGAAAUACUUGACUUUGUACAUUUGCGAGCUUUCGCUUUUGGAUGCCGAUCCGUUCUUGAACUAUUUGCCAUCGCUUGUGUCGGCUGCGGCGCUUGCGCUGGCUCGUUCAAUUCUGAAUAUGGAUAUGUGGACGCCCGAGCUUGAGGAGAUCACAACAUACAAACUGGAAGACUUGAAGGAAGUUGUGCUGCAUCUAUGCAAGAGUCACAAGGCGGCCACCGAGCUCAGCACACAGGCCAUACGGGAAAAGUACAAUAGAGAUAAGUACAAGAAGGUUUCCUCCGUGGAGGCCAUCGAACUGAAUGAGGCCGCUAUGAAUGACAUUUUAGCCGCGUAUAAUGCGAAGAAGCUGUGCAAAAAGGAGCAAAUACCACAGGAAAAGGAUUCCAAAUCGAAAGUCAAUUUGUUUUAUAAGUUUUAAGUGUUUUUAGGCAGCGGCGUCGGCGUCGCCAACGUCCCCAGCCAACGAUCAAAUUGUAUUUUUUAGCUUAGUGUUUCAAGUGUAUUUUUUAGUCUCUUUAAUUGUAUCCAUGUAGCACUAACACAAACACACACAAACGCAUACAUGUUGAAACCUGCUGUCAGCUGCAACGACCCACAAGGAACGGAAAAAGGAUAAAACCUAAGCAACUAAUGAAAUAACACUUCUGGACAAUUGGCAAAAGUAUCCCCAAAAAUAUGCAUUCGCAAGACUUUUUAUUGCAACAUUGGACAAAUUUAUAUGCGCACAGUCAUAUAAAACUAUUAGAGCCAUCGAGAUGCAAGGCGCGAACUUGUCACGCUAAGCGUGGGAAAGCUGCAGCAUUUUUCAACCAAAAUUCGCAACAGGCUAAGCUAAAAAUUUAUGUUAUGGAGCACUACAACUUUUUUUGCUACAUAUAUAUAUAUAUUUCUAUAUUUAUAUACCUAUUUA